This is a messenger RNA of Trachymyrmex cornetzi, 2120 nucleotides long. RefSeq names its product fatty acyl-CoA reductase 2. Gene Ontology annotation, cellular component: peroxisome. The transcript has 8 exons. Gene Ontology annotation, biological process: long-chain fatty-acyl-CoA metabolic process. NCBI's taxonomy places the organism in Eukaryota, Metazoa, Arthropoda, Insecta, Hymenoptera, Formicidae. Bases 297 to 1892 code for a protein of 531 amino acids. The record is from RefSeq and is a predicted model, not a curated record. Gene Ontology annotation, molecular function: alcohol-forming very long-chain fatty acyl-CoA reductase (NADP+) activity.
UUUACCACGAUCUCCUAUCGUGUCUCAUGUUAUAAAGGACUCGUCAACUUCCGUCAGUUUUUAUGUGUUUCAAUUUAGGCGAGAAGCAGCAUUCUAGAAGAAGCAUUCCAAAGAAAGAAUUUCUUACAUGUUACAAAAACCUAAGUUGAUAGAAAGCUGAAUAAUUACCGGUUCGUUGAAACGGUGAUUGAUUGAGUAUCGUGAUUGAUUGUGAAUUUUUCUUUGUUGAUUUUCCAAGUGGAAUUGGAUAAAUAGAAAAAUAUUUCCCGCUCUAUACACCUAGAAACGCUAGUGAGAUGACACGGAGAAGUAAAAACUAUCUUGAAGACAUGUUGGACAUGUCAGAGUUUCCAAACAUUAACGACAGUCAAAGUGAAAUUCCCCAAUUCUUCGCGGGAUGCACCGUGUUAGUAACGGGUGGUUCCGGUUUUCUCGGCCAACUUCUAAUAGAGAAAUUAUUGCGAUGCUGCCCGGAUAUAGAAAAGUUGUACAUAUUCAUGAGAGCAAAAAAAGGAAAAACCCCCGAACAAAGGUUCGAAGAACAUUUCAAUGACCCUGUUUAUGACAGAUUAAAGAAAGAGCAGCCCAAUUUUAAUACCAAAGUAAUAAUGAUACAUGCCGAUUUAAGCAAGUUGGAUCUCGGAUUAUCAAAGGAAAAUCGAGAAUGUCUUUUGGACACAAAUGUAAUAUUCCACGCAGCAGCGACCGUACGAUUUAAUGAAUCGAUUCGAAUUGCAGUGAAUAUAAAUAUAAGAGGGACAAAGCAGCUUCUUCUCUUAGCAAAAGAAAUGCCGAAGUUAAAGUCAUUCGUUUACGUAUCUACUGCAUUUUCCCAUUGUGUAAAUAAUUUCAUUGAAGAAAGAUAUUAUCCUACGCCUAUGGAAACGGAUAAGAUUUUGACUUUAAUCGAUAUUAUGGACGAUAAAAAAUUGGACAAAUUUAUGCCAACAUUAAUAGAUGACUGGCCGAAUUCAUAUGCAUAUACAAAGGCGAUCGCUGAAGACACUGUUCGACAAUACAGCAUAGGAAUUCCAGUUUGCAUUGUACGACCAUCAAUUAUAACAUCAACCGCUGAGGAACCAGUGAGUGGCUGGAUCAACAACGUAUAUGGAGCAGUCGGUGUUGUCAUGGGUAGUGCCAUAGGUUUAUUACGUACUUUGCAUUGUGAUCCUAAUAAAGUGGCAGACAUGGUGCCCGCUGAUUAUGUUAUUUCGCAUCUCAUAGUUGCGGGUUGGGAUACCGCCAAAAGAAGAAAUACUUUAUUGAGCAUCGAGAGCGCAAAUCCGGAUGUUCCAGAAACUGAGAGAGUGCCAAUUUACAAUUACGUGUCGAUAUGCCAAAAUCCCAUUACUUGGAAGAGAUUUAUGAAAUUAAAUGAAAUAUACGGCAUGCAGGUACCAAGCACACAUGUUAUGUGGUACUAUAUGUUUUUUCUAAACAAAUAUAAAUUCGUGCACGAUAUGUAUGUGAUAAUUCUGCACAUGAUACCCGCUGUAAUAGUCGACACUGUGCUCUUUCUUAUUGGCCGAAAACCCAUGUUAUUAAAGAUAUAUAAGAAGAUAAACCAUUUUACCUCUAUAAUAGCGUACUUUUCGUCGAAAGAAUGGCAAUUCAGCAAUGACGCCGUUGUAAAGCUCUGGAGUCGUGUGACUCCAGCUGAUCGCCAGAUUUUCAAUUUCAAUAUAAAUAACUUGGAGUGGGAAUUAUAUCUCAAGAAUAUGAUACCUGGUAUGCGCUUAUACAUAGCUAAAGAUCCGAUGGAUACCUUAGAUAAAGGACGUGAGAAAUACAGGAGAUUAAAGGUCUAUCAUUAUUCUUUGUUAACGGUUAUUAUGGUUUUAUUAGUAUGGGGUGUCAUAAGCUUAAUAAAUCGUAUGAUAUCUUUCUUGUAAUUUAAUAAAUCGUAUAAUGUCAUCUUGCAUCCUUAAAAUGAAUAUCUUUAGUUAAUGGAAAUAAGUUAAGAUAAUAAGAUUAACGCGUGAUUAAUAGUGAGAAAUUACUAUCUUCUACGUUAGCCUCUUGCACAUACAUUGUAUUCUUAUUUCAACCUAGAAAGAGUCAGAGCUCUACACAUGAGCUCUUUUUUAUUCAUGUAUACAUGAGUAAUCGCUGAAUUGUCU